CCACAAGAAGAAAGGAGGCGGCGUUAGCAAGUUGGAGCGGGAGGAAGAUGGCGGGGCUCUCCGUGCGGGAUCCCGCGGUGGACCGGUCCCUGCGCUCCGUUUUCGGUGAGGGCGGAGCGGGCGCGGGAAGAGCACCCCGCUCAACCCCCACUUUGGGAAAGGCGGGGGAAAGUAGGUGGGGGGAGGAAAGGGUAGGGGGGAGAGAGAGAGAAGGCGGAAAGGGGGCGGGGGAAGGGGAAGGAAAGGUAGAAGUGGAGGAAGGAAGGAAGGGAGGGAUGGGAGAGGGAGGGAAGGGAGAUUAGGAGGUGUAGGGAGGAAGUUUGGGGUGGGAAGAGCAGUGGCUGCUCUGGCUGUUUCCCACCUCCCCUUUACCUCCGACUCCAUGGAGAAACUCCGUGCACAGCGCUGUUCUGUCAACUCUAGUCCAGCUUUGCCAGAGUUGGUGCCUUUCAAACAUUUUGGGCAUUAGCUCCCAAUACAAAUCCUAGGCAUUAUAAGGGAAACUGUGUUUGCCUCAUAGCACAUAGUUUUGCCAAAGUUGUGCUGCCUGAAAAGACUACCCAACCUGCCAUUUCAAGCUGUGCAUUGCAGUGGGAGAUCAGUAGUCAUGGGCAAUCUUUCUUCCAAGGAUGCUUCCAAAGACUCUCUUAAGUUUCCCUUGUACACUGCUAUUGAAAGAAACAGUAGAACUAAGUUCCUUGUUGUUGAUUAUCAUUCCCUCACGUAUGCUGUUCUCCAUGUGCUUAGUAAAUAUUGUAAAGUAUGUGUUGGGAUGGCCUACCGUUUGCUUGCUAUGUCAUUGCCUUCAAAUGCAUACAUAUUCUAACACCUCUUGCCUAAAAUUGAGAGUAAACUUUGUAAAAGCUGGGCAGUAACACGAGAUGAUCUAGUGCUCAGGGCCUAAUUUGGGUUUCUUACUCUUUGCUGGAGGAUUGGUUCUAAAUAAAAUACUUCAAAACUCUGCUUAAUCAGUGCCUUCAGUAAUUGAGACCGGGAAACAAAUAACCAACACUAAAACCAUUUUCCAUUUCCAAAUUCCUGAUGGAAGAUGUAUGCCUUGACCUAUGUUUGUAAAGAUGUCCCACUUAUUCCAGUAAUGCUGCUGGUGCUCACAAUCUGCUCCAAUCUCUCCAAUAGUGGGGAACAUCCCAUAUGAAGCCACGGAAGAGCAGUUAAAGGACAUUUUCUCAGAGGUUGGGCCUGUCGUCAGUUUCCGGUGAGACAUAUGCCUGUUAGGAUUUCCUGAAUCAGAGAAGCUGAGUCUGAAGGGCUGAGAAAGCUGGAUGAGGAUGUGGCAUGGGUGGUGGUGGUGGUAGAUACUAGGGGAUCUUAAGUCAGGGGUGGGGAAUCUUGGCUGAGAAAUUUAACUGAGAAGUAUUAAGCACUUUGUAUGCAGAAGGUCCCACCUUCAGUCUCUUGCACUUCUCAGUCCAACCUGCCUCACAUAGUUGUUGUGAAGAUAAAAUGGGUGGGGUAUCUAUGUAUACCAACUUGAACUGCUUGAAAGAAAGGUGGAAUAUAAAUAUUACAAACCUCCAAUAAAAUGUUAAGGUAGCACAGGGAUGAGGAAUCUGUGGUGCUCCAGAAGUCAUUGGACUCGUAUCUCCCAUUUGCCAUAAUCCCAGUGGUCAGAGAUGAUGAACGUUGCAGUCCAAGAACAUCCAGAGGGCAACAGGUUCCUUAUCCUUGAGAUAUCAUAUGCGGGGGAAAGCUUUUGUCUCUUUGAGACCCUGGAGAGAUGCUGCCAGUAAAUAAUACUGAACUGGAUAGACAAAUAAACUAACCUGACUUAAGGUAGCUUCCUAUAUAAUAGCACAGUAUAUAGCCAGUUAGCCUCUGAUCCCCAGUUUUCACGAAACCCUUUCCCUUCCCUCUCUUGCCUUUCUGCUCAUUACAGUUUGUUUUCUGUGCUUGUUGGCUAGAUUGGUGUAUGACCGAGAGACGGGCAAACCAAAAGGUUAUGGCUUUUGUGAAUAUCAAGACCAGGAGACGGCACUCAGUGCCAUGCGGAAUCUGAAUGGACGUGAGUUCAGUGGGAGAGCCCUGCGUGUGGACAACGCAGCCAGCGAGAAGAACAAAGAGGAGCUGAAGAGUGAGUCUGAAGGCCUUGUGGAAGGUGGGGGGAGGCAGCAGCUGCCAUGUGCUGCCAGUCAAGGUGUGCAUGACAAGGUGAAGAUCUCUGGUUCUAACCCAAUCUUUUCUACUAGGCCUGGGCACUGGGGCCCCCAUCAUUGAGUCACCCUACGGAGACCCUGUGAACCCUGAAGAUGCUCCCGAGUCCAUCAGCAGGGCUGUUGCCAGCCUCCCACCAGAGCAGAUGUUUGAACUGAUGAAGCAGAUGAAGGUCAGUGAACAGUAUGGCAGAGAGCAGUCAAGCCAAGUGCUGAACAGCUCACCUGGUAGCAGACGUAAGUGGCUAGGAAGUCCAUGUAGGCUAGUCUUUCCUCUCCAGUCCACACCCAUUUCUCACUCUAGCUGCAAAGAGAAUAAAGCUUAUUUCACCACGACUAGCACAGAAGCCAAAACAGUCUUACAUAGGCAUGGUGCAGCACUCAAUAUCGCCUCCAAACUUCUGCUUGAUAAAAAAAAUGCUUGGUUGGUUUUAACUGCGCUGCUGAGAGGCUCAGCCAUAGCGUGCAUUUUCAUACUGGUUGCAGAGGAGAAGGCUUCCCUGUGGCUACCAGAGAUCUGAAAUAGUUUUCCAUAUCUUGUCUUUGGAGUUUAUUUGUGUGUUUCUAAUUGUGAACUGCCCUGAAAUCUUUUGAUGAAGAGCAGUUUAUUAUUAUUAUUAUUAUUAUUAUUAGCCUGGACGGGGAGAAAUGCUCUACCCCCCUCCCCCCCAGUAUUGCUGAACUACAGCUCUCCAUCAUCCCUGCCCAUUGGCUGUGCUUGCUAGGGCUGAUGGGAGUUGCAGUUUAGCCACAUUGGGAGGGCCAAAGGUUCUCCACACCUGCUUUAAAAGCUGGGGGGUUUCAAUCCAGCUGCCCUGUGUGCUUUCCCAUCCUCUCUCUUUCUCUCUUCAGCUCUGUGUCCAGAACAGUCCUCAGGAGGCUCGGAGCAUGCUGCUGCAGAACCCUCAGCUCGCCUAUGCCCUGCUGCAGGCCCAGGUGGUGAUGCGGAUCGUGGAUCCGGAGAUCGCUCUGGUAUGCUUGCGACAUCUCCUGCCUUGGGGAAGCAGGGGGGUGGGGUGGGGAUGUUGCCCCCGAGGUGGGGCCAUGUGUUUCUGUAACAUAAAAUGGCUUUACUCUGCCAUUUCCCUUCCUAGAAAAUCUUGCAUCGGCAGACGACCGUCCCAGCUCUGAUUCCAAGCGGCCUGCAAGCGGGUCCAGGACAAGGGCCUGGGCCUGGGCCUGGGCAAGGUCCCGGGCCUGGACCUGGGCCCGGACCAGGGCCUGGUCCUGGUCCUGGUCCUGGUCCUGGUCCAAAUGCACAGAUGAACCAGCCAAACGUCCCCUCCUCCCAGCCACAACCAAUAGUAAGAGUUUGUUGCUUUAAGUAGAAUCUUAUCCCUUGCUCUGUGGGCUGAGUCUUAUUUCCCAGUUGUAAAUGAUACACUAGUUGUCUAUGUCACAAUCUGUUGAUGUCCUUUCCUAUUUGUUGUUUUUAUGAUGGUUUUAGCUAAACCUUUGUUGAACAUGAAUAUAUCUGUUAUAAAUAAUUUGAUAAAUUUCAUAGAGUUUUUAUUAGUCCUUUAUUAGUAGCUAUAUUGGUUGUAUUAGCAUUUAAAUGGGUUAAUAAAGUAGGGACAAACUUAGGACCAGAAAUCAAUUGCCCACCUCAGUGAGAAUAAGGCCUCACAAUCUGUUUUCAUUCCCUCUUUCCAAGCAGGGGGGUAUGCAUGUCAAUGGAGCCCCCCCUAUGAUGCAGCCACCCAUGCAGGGAGGAGUGCCAGCCCCAGGGCAAAUGCCAAGCUCUGGCCCCGGCCCCUUGGCUCCUGGAGGUGAGUUCUUCUCUGUGGGUGUGGGUGGGUGUCUUUCCCAACAUCUGUAAUUGCUUUGGCAGUCAUAAUUUUUGACUCAGGGUCUCUGGGUUCCAGAGAUGAGGAGAUACAGGAAACCUCAGGGCAGGAAAGGGCUGAAUUUGGCCACACAUGGCGAGAAGUGGAAUCAAGGAUGGCAACAUUGGAAGACUAUAAUCCUGUUCACACAUAACUCUGGGUCAGCACCAGUGAAUGUCGAACAUCUUAAGAAACAUGCAUAGGAUUAAGUGGUUUAGCCAGGAUGAAAAUUGAGAUAAUUGGUGUUGAUAAUAUUUAGUGAUCUGAUGUGGAUGAUAGCAAUACAAUUUGUUUAUUUUCAUUUUCUAACAUUUAAAAAACCCCUUCUUUCUUGGUUUUAUUUUAUUUAUCUUUGUCUUUUGCGUGCCUUGCUGGGCUUUCACUUUGCUGUUUUAAAUCAGCUUUUUAUUUAACAACUCAUCUGACAACGCAGGCAUUCAAGAAUUCCAUGCAAGGGUGCAAGAGAGCCAGAGGAGGAGGGAUGGGUUGCUCACAUCCUCCCUCCUGCAGCCCACUUCUGUGCUAGGUAAGGGAGAAGGAAAGCCUCUUUCUCAAUGGAAAAUGCUGGAGGAAGAGGUAUGGUAGAAUGCUUUUUUCCUUCUCUUUUUUUCAGUAGCCUUCUAGGAAGAUGAGGCUUUCCUUCUUUCCACAUCCAGCAUGGAAACACAGGCUUCUGGUCUGAUAGUGGACUAGUAAACAUAAAUAAAUUGCAGGGUACUUGUUGGCUUGUUUACAAGACUGGUUUUGAAUCCCUGAGUCUCCCAGCACACCCUCAUAAUCAACCCAGUGCCUCCUUUGCUUAACACGGCUCUUUUUCUCCCCAGGUGGCAUGCCAGGAGGUGGCCCGAUGCUCUUGGAACGUGGUCAAGGUAAAGCAUAUGGCUGCCUUCUGUCACUUAGCCAGCAGAGGGCGUCACUUCUUGAAAUGCUUCCCACUCCCUCCUUUUUCUUUCAUACAAAGUUAAUGGGCUUGCUUUGUUCUGGUGGUGGAGGCCAAGGGGUUUGUGUGUGUGUGUAGAUGUUGCUGCAUGUUUGUUAUUCCACCUGGUUGCACUGAAAUGUACCUCUGGUUCUGCAGCAAGUAACAAAACAUCCUUUUGGAAUUGCCUUUUUGAGCCAGCCUGCAAAUCCCAUUUUAGCCCUGAGGCUCCAACCUCCAGGUGCUCCCAGAAGCUCAUGGAGCUGAUGGACAUAAAGAAACAAGUCUAUUUUUUGCAUUUAUUUAUUCGUUUUUCCUGUCAGGUCCCAGGAGCAAGUUGUAGUAUUAUUCUCAGUAAUAACUGGUUGAGAAGGGGAGACCAAUAGCCCAGCUCUGAGUUCAGUAGAGCUUAUUCUCAAUAAGCCAUGCAAAGGAUGGCAUCUUUAGUGAGCUUUGUUGCUAAGUGGGGGGAUGGGGUUUGUACCUGUGUUUCUCAUGCUCAAAGAGUCCCCAUUCGUAUUUGUUAUAUAGCCUUUUUUUGGCCUGAUUCACAAACAAUGCUAAGCCAUAGUUUACUGUGUGUGUUGUGUGUGAACCCUGUCCAGAAGCUGAGUGAUAGUUUCUUUACUGUCAGCAAACCACUAUCUGGAGCUAUGGUUUGUUUUAAACUAUGACUUGGUGUUAUGUAUGAACCCAGCAUGCUUCCUCUUGGGUGGCUGAUGCAGAUCACCACCAAAAAGGAGGUCCAGAUAAACACUGAAGGAUCAAUGGAUGCUCCGAGUCAGGGGAGAGAAUGGGACAAUUUCUUUUAUGUGCUGCUCCUAAGAUGGCUUGGCUACAACCAAGAGUCUUCUUACUGUUUGCAGCUAUGUGGCCCCUAAUGUCAGUAGCACUGAGAACUAUAUCAAACUUUUACGUAUAGUUAUUCCGAGUCCAAAGAUCAACAUAAAAUGACCAGGGGGGAAAUGCACAAAAGUCUACUUUUCAAUUGGAAUAAAAAGCUACCGUGCAUGAAGACUUUCAAGAAACAGAGCAUUACGUUGGCUGCUGUAAUCAGGAAAACAUCUACAACAAUACUUUAAAACUUGCAAAAGUUUAAAUACUAAAACAGAUUAAAAUUGCCUCAACUUUCUUAGUCAUCUGGAUAGGCUUGUCUAAACAAGAACGUUUUAGCAGGCGCGGGAAAGAAGACAGUGAAGGCCUAUUGGCUUGACAUCAAUAGGCAGGGAAUUCCAAAGUGUAGGCACAGCCACACUAUGGAAUCAUAUUCUGAGGGAGUGGUCCCUCCUUUCAUUUAAAGGGAAGUGUCUCCAGAGCUGUGCCAGAAGAAGAGGAAGGGGCACUCUAGGCAGGUGUGCGUCUAUGCACACGCAGAUGCAGCAAGUGCACCUCCUGUUGAUGUGUCUGCUCUUUCUCCCUCUCUUCCUGCUGCCGGGCCAGGGAACCUGCAGCUCUCUCCCGUGGGACCUGCCAGGCCUUCCUCUAUUGAGCGAGUACAAGGUAUCUGUAGUUGCGGUUGGCUCCCCUUGCUCAUUGCAUGCCCUGGGGGGGAGUAUGCAAGACAAGGCCUCUGCUUACUUUGGGGGUGUAGGCCACGUGGCUCAGAGAGUGGUGUGGGACAUGCUGUUGUGGGGAGAGGGAGAAAUGCCGUCUUUGUGCAAGGAGGCUCCCUGUUGCAGGUUCGUUUGAUCACCUGGCCUCCUGUUGUUAACAAAGACUUGGGGUUGCAACACAAGUGUUGAGUAUAUGGCAGCCAAUUCAAAGCCUGGAGCUUUUGAAAUUAACCCAUCUCUCUGCAACUGCAUCUGCACAUACCUGCCCUCUGUGAAGCCUGACUUUCCCCCUCUUCCGUCUCAAGUGAAGCUGACGCUCACAAAGUGGAAUCACGCUUCUCUCCCAUGAUUUUAAUUCCCCCUGCCAUCUGCCUUCCCAACAGUGCCUAUGCCGGAUCCACGGGCCCCCAUGCAGCGUGGGCCAAUGCCAGCUAGUGGUCCACCACCCCGAGGCCUUCUGGGAGACGCCCCAAAUGAUCCACGUGGGGGAACUCUGCUGUCAGUCACUGGAGAAGUGGAACCCAGGUAGGCAGAAGGGCCUGGAACUUCUAUUAUUAUGUUUUUAUUGACUUACGAAAAUUAUACAGACAGCAAAAUAAAGAAGCCUAAAUUAACAUUGCCUUCUACCGAUAAGAAAUAAUAAUUAUUACAAUAAUGAAAAUACUGAAAAUACAUUUACUUCCCCUUUUGAACUUCUAUUCUGGGUACAAUAUAUUACUAUUCUAUAAGAAUCUAUUAUAUCCUUUGCUGUCCCAUAUAUUAUUUUAUUUCCCAAAUUCAACCUAACCUUCCCCUCCUCCCCACUGCUUCCCUUCACCUGUGUGAGAACUUCCCAUCAUAAUAUUUUUUUUCUAGUUGCUUUAAUAAAAUAGAAUAACAUGAAAACUGUUAAAUUAUAAUUACUGGCUGGAACUCUUCUUUUUUUGUGCAGAAUGUUGUUUUGUUGCAGUGCAUUUUUUCUUCUUGUCAUGCAGUAACAUUUGAGCCUCCUACUUGCCUCUUGGAAGGGGGUGAAGUCCAGGCAGAGAUUGUCUCACCUUGUUUGCUGUGUGAGAAGAAUGGAAACUGGGUUUUGAUGUCUUUUCUCCUCCUCCACCCCCCUCCCUCCCCAUCCUCUUCUGCAGGGGUUACCUGGGGCCAUCGCACCAGGGGCCUCCUCACCAGGGCCCCCCCAUGCACCACAUGGCUGGUCAUGACAAUCGUGGGCCGCCCCCCCACGAAAUGAGAGGUGGGCCAAUGGGAGAACCAAGGCCUUUGAUGGGAGAGCCACGAGGUCCCAUGAUGGACACCCGAGGUGAGAGACGGUUUCAGGGUCAAAUGAAAAGGGACACUUAUUUAAUGCCAGCAGUAUAAAUCCAAGCACAGUAAAGGAUCCCUCAGGGGAGUGAUAUAUAAAAUGAAUAUCAGUUAGUGCUUUGUUCCCCUUUGUAACAGAUGCAGAUAAUAAAAUAACUUGUACAAUAAACCACACAAUAACAAAUAGAAAUAAUUAUACAAGUAUACCAUGUUCUAGAGGAUCAAAUUGUAUCUUCGCCCCAAAGCAAAACUUCCCUGGCUACAAACCCUAUAGGUUACAAACACACACAAAAUCAAGCCACGAAAAUGUUAAAAAUCAAACUGGUACAAUCAGUUAUUUAAUUUCCCCCUAACUUGAGCAAGUAACUCCCAGGUUUGCUUCUCCGUCUAUCAGAUGUGUUAAGUUUGAUGGUCUUCAAUGCAGGUGGAAGAGAUCCGAGAGGAAUGGAGCCCCGAGGAAUGGAUGGCAGGGGCAUGGAGCCCAGGGGAAUGGAGCCCAGAGUGAUGGAUGCCAGGGGCAUGGAACCCCGAGGGAUGGAGCCCAGAGGAAUGGAGCCCAGAGUGAUGGAAAUGCGGGGCAUGGAGCCCAGAGGAAUGGAAUCUCGGGGCAUGGAGCCUCGUGGGAUGGAGCCCAGAGGCAUGGAACCACCUCGGGGCAUGGAGCCCAGGGGGAUGGAGCCCCCCAGAGGCAUGGAACCACCCAGGGGGAUGGAGCCACCCAGGGGGAUGGAACCCAGAGGCAUGGACUCUAGGGGCCCUGGCCCCAAUCCAAGGGGUCCAAUGACUGGAGGCAUUCAAGGCCCUGGACCUCUUAACAUGGCAUCCACUGUCUCGCAGGGGCCUCGACAGGUAUGUGGGGCAACCGUGGUCUGUUGCAUUUUCACUGAGAGGUCCUUGUUGCCAGUGCAAGGACAGCCUCAGUUGGUCACGCCAGCCGAUUGGCAUAACAAUCCAAUCUCCAAAUGGAGGUGGGAGAGGGAGGGAGGGAGGAAUCUUCAUCUUGAAUGCUCCCCCUAGUUGGUUCCUGACCAAGACAGGAAGUGGCUUCAGGGUUGACUGAUCGCUUAGAUAAAACUCUAGACCAGGGUUUCCCAAACUUGGGUUGCCAGCUGUUUUUGGACUACAACUCCCAUCACCCCUAGCUAGCAGGACCAGCAGUCAAGGCUGAUGGGAAAUGUAGUCCAAAAACAGCUGGAGACCCAAGUUUGGGAAACCGUGCUCUAGAGCAAGGGUGGGGAACUUGCGCCCCUCCUGAGAUUGCUGGACUCCAGCUCUCAUCAGCCCCAGCAAAGUUUGAUCGGUGAUUACUAGAUUCAUAGUCCAGCAACAUUUGAAGGUGGGGAGUUGUGUCACAGGUUCCCAACCCCUGUGCUGAAUGGAAAGGCAAACACUCUGGCCAGCCCUGUGCCUUUGCAGCAGAGAACAAUUCCUAGUGCAAAGCUCAGAACCCAGUAGUAUGAGAGAUCAUUAGAGAGAGCUGAGUCCUUAGCUGGGGAGCUGACUGUGGAAAUUAGGGAUUCUCUCCUAAUACUCUACCAAGCUUUUCCUAACAGUUAUACUUAAUCCUUUCUAAGUCGUUGGCUGGAAAAUCCAUGCAUUGGGGAAGGGAGCAGGAGUGGUGAUCUAUUUCUUUUGAAGUUGUGGUCGGAAAUUAUAUUGGCUGUGGUUAGUGAAUUGCUACCGGCCAUGUCCCCAUGUGCUUUUCUAAUCAAAGGCUUGCUGUCUUACUUUUCCCAUGGUUCCCCCCACCCCCCAGCUCAGCGUUCAGCGGAAGUGCAGCUAGUAGGACCUGGAGCUGCUUUCAGAGACCCUGUGAAUGUUAUCCAUUUGCAUCCAUGUGACCAAGGAGGGGGCAGUACAUUUUCAGAAAUCAUUCUUUGUGUUCACAGGUGCCUAACAUGCCUGCCGCAGCAAUGCAGGCCGGAGGCAUGCCAGGACCAAGCGUACAAGCAGCUGGCCAGCCUGGAGGGUUCAGUCCUGGCCAAAACCAGGUAACACCCCAGGAUCAUGAAAAGGUAAGCCAAACAUUGUUGCCUUCUUUGAGUUCUCCAUUAAAGAGGCAAGCAGUAGCGGUCAGCAGGAAAGGGUGGCAGCGCUUACAUGACCUCCCAUCACAGGGGAGGUCAGCGUAGUUCAGAUGCACUGGUGGAGCCAAUCCUGCACUCCCACCAGUGUGCCUCCACCUUAUCACCCCUUCCUCCUAGGACUCCCCAGUAGCACCAGUGGCAAGAGGCCAGGAAAGUGCUGCUGGCCACUGCUGGAGGCAAAAUUGGUGGCAGUAGGAGCAAGGUGUUUUCAGUGGUGGCUUCAAGGCUCUGGAAUGAAAAAUUGUUGUAGAGUGCAUCCCUCAACUUACAACACAAUGUGCUUUGCAGAGCUUUUCAAACUAGCUUUUGGCAUGUAAUAGCUGCCCGUGUGUGGUUAUUAGUAUUUUUUUAUUUUUUAGUGUAAUUCAAUUGCCAAAUCCUUUCUAGGAAAAAAACAACAAUUGGUCUGAAUACACCCUUUUCAGUUUUUCUCAUCUCUUCAUAGGCCGCACUCAUCAUGCAGGUCCUCCAGCUGACGGCAGACCAGAUAGCUAUGUUGCCUCCAGAGCAAAGGCAGAGCAUCUUGAUCCUGAAAGAGCAGAUACAGAAGUCCACCAGUGCCCCUUGAUCUGCACUCUCUGGGUAAGAGGGGAGCUGAGAAAUGGUUGUUCAGCAGUCAGAUUAAAUCAAAAACAAUGAAUAUUUGGUGUUAUGUUGGAGGGGAUGCCAGGAAACCCGGAAUUGUGAUCACAUGUGGUGGGGCUGUAAAUAUGUACAAUUUUUCUGGCAAAGGGUGUUUAAGGAGAUAACAGAAAUCAUUGGGUUAAAGCCAGGCAUCCCUAACCUUCGGCCCUCCAGAUGUUUUGGACUACAAUUCCCAUCAUUCCUUACCACUGGUCCUGUUAGCUAGGGAUCAUGGGAGUUGUAGGUCAAAACAUCUGGAGGGUCGCAGGUUGGGGAUGCCUGGGUUAAAGCUGACUGAAAGUCCAGAGUUAGCAUUAUUAUCAAUUUACGAUGGGUGGAAGGUUCGCAGGCUAUGAAGGACUUGCUCACAAAUUUAUUGAUAGCUUCAUGAAUUAUGAUAGCUAAAAAGUGGAAGGGGCAAGCAGAAUAUAAAAUGGGAGAAUGGUAUAAAGAGGUGUGGAAUAUAGCUAUUAAUGAUAAAUUAACAUGUGCCAUUAAGAUAAGAUGGGGAAUACACAGGAAAAAUUAUUUUGAGGAAAUAUGGAAGGUGUUUGUAGAAUUUGUAGUGUUAAAACGGAAAGGGGUCAAACCAUCGCAAGAGGUGUUGAAAUUUUGGGAGGUUGGAUAGUAACAAUGGUAUGGUCUCGGUGGUGGGGUGCACAUUUUAUUCAUGAUCAUUACUUUGUCAAAAGAAAAAGAAAUAGAAAUUGUACUGCCCAGGCAGCUCUGGUUCUCUCAGAGUAAACAAAGUGAGAAACCCCCAUUGCCUUCUGUUUCCAGGGCUGCGCUCUCCUGUCAAAGCCCACCAAAAUCAAGGGAGGUGUGCAAGCACCCCGCUCUCAUCUUCUCCUGACCAUUUCCAUGGUUCUUGCACAGGAGAAGGUCUUGGAGCAUUGUGCCUUUGGGUGGGGGGGGGGGGAGGUUGGGCCCACAAUCCUAGAUUUUUAUGAAUGAACAGCAAAGAGGCACAGUUACAGUGGUGCCUCGCAAGACGAAAAGAAUCCGUUCCGCGAGUCUCUUCGUCUUGCGGGUUUUUUCGUCUUGCGAAGCAAGCCCAUUAGAGGUUUAGCGGCUUAGCGCUACAGUAUUAGCGGCUUAGCUUAAAGAUCAGCUGAUAAGCGGCUUAGCAUCAGCUGUUAAGCGGCUUAAAGAUCAGCUGAUAAGCGGCUUAGCAUCAGCUGUUAAGCGGCUUAAAGAUCAGCUGAUAAGCGGCUUAGCAUCAGCUGUUAAGCGGCUUAAAGAUCAGCUGAUAAGCGGCUUAGCCAUCAGCUGAUAAGCGGUUUAGCAGCUUGGGAAAAAGGAAAAAAACCCUGCAGGAACUCACAAGACAUUUUCGUCUUGCGAAGCAAGCACAUAGGAAAUUCGUUUUGCGAAGCACCUCCAAAACGGAAAACCCUUUCGUCUAGCGGGUUUUCCGUCUUGCGAGGCAUUCGUCUUGCGGGGCACCACUGUAUUUAAUAUGACUCUGCUGCAGCAGCGUGUUUCUGUUGCACUUCUGCAGGAGCUUUCAUAUGGGGAAAACCAUGCUGGAAAAGCCCAAGGAAAAUGAUGGCAGGCACGGAAUAGAGGCAUGCUGGCUGUAAAAGAUCUGGUGGAGAGUCUAGCCAGCAGCCUGAGCAGAAGCAAGGCACCACCCCUGACUUCAGGCAGCUGCAAACCAAUGCAUGCCCAGACUUUUUCACAACCUUCUAGGCCCCGGCACCUCUCAGCACUCAAUAGUGCCUAAUUGCACUGAUGUCCUUCACAAACUUUUGCCAAGUUCUCUGUAGUUUUAACUCUUGCCCCUUGUUCCACCAGUUCUGAUAGGUUGAAAAGCUGUUUCCCCAUCUGCUUUCAGGGAUCCACCCGAAAUCCCCAUUUAGGUGCUUUUCUGCAGGAGAUUGGUGUGAUGGGAGCACAGUCCCUCUUCUUAACAGAAUCCUCUUUGUUUUCUUAGGUUUGGAAAGUUGCCUAAGAUAUGUUGAAAAUGGCGCUGAAGACUACUUGGAUGCCCUUUCUUUUCCUGAGCCUAGAGCACAAUUUUAUUUCAAUUUAUCUUGUUCAGUUCUCCCCUUUGUUCUGUUUACUUCCAGAUUAAAAACUUGUCCUGGAUUUGAGUGAAACCCCCAUGGCUUUAUUGUACAACUGCAUUGCACUCACUUCAUCAGUCUCUUCUCCCUGUUUCUUGCAGGGCAAAGAUCAGCUUUGGUCUUCACAAAGCCAUUCUUUCUCUUUUUUAUAGUGUAUUUAUUGAUUUUCAUAAACAUGGGAAAAUACAAAAACAAGAAAAAAAUGAAAUAUGCUUGGGGAGGGGGGAGAGAGAAACAACAUAGAUUACAAAAAGACAAGGAGUUGCCAAAAUAUUUUCAUUCCAGAAUAGAUGCUCUGUUGAUGCAUAUGUAUUGAAGGCAGAUGAUAACAUGUUUUUUUUGGUCAUUAUGUAAGAAAUAAAAAAUUCAGAUAAUUCUUCACAUUGUCUGUAGUCUUGUUUUCCUUCUAGCCUGCGAGAUCCAUUCUGUGAAUAGCUUUCUAGUAAAGGAUUUCCAGUUCUCAGAAAUGACCAGUCUGGCUGC
Podarcis lilfordi (Lilford's wall lizard) is the source of this 13028-nucleotide messenger RNA. The record is from the annotation of a GenBank genome assembly. Lineage: Eukaryota; Metazoa; Chordata; Lepidosauria; Squamata; Lacertidae.